Messenger RNA from Penicillium coprophilum, 1005 nucleotides. Its product is annotated as nucleotide-diphospho-sugar transferase. Gene Ontology annotation, molecular function: glycosyltransferase activity. The transcript has 5 exons. The record is from RefSeq and is a predicted model, not a curated record. The coding region runs from base 1 to 1005 and encodes 334 amino acids. NCBI's taxonomy places the organism in Eukaryota, Fungi, Ascomycota, Eurotiomycetes, Eurotiales, Aspergillaceae.
AUGACCGUAACCAAAACCCUACGCGCUGCAUUUGUCCUGAUAUCCAUCACAUUACUGCUAAUCUUUCUUCGGAUUCGCAGCAGUUUUGGCUAUCUUAGGCCACAGGUUACUGUCCAAUUUGGGAAAGAAGUUGACUGGACUCGCUUUGCAUACACGCAAUAUGUCACCAACACUGAUUAUCUGUGCAACUCAGUCAUGCUAUUUGAGGCCCUGCAUCGUCUCGACAGCAAACCCGACCGCUUAAUGAUGUACCCCGAUCAUUAUUCGGUCGCUGAUGACGAUAAUUCGAGGGAAGCGGAAUUACUCCGCAUCGCUCGGGAUAAAUACAAAGUCAAGCUCAAGCCCAUUCAAGUUCAAAGCAGGAACGGCGGUGACCAAACAUGGGCAGAGAGCUAUACGAAGCUUCUUGCUUUCAAUCAAACACAAUACGACAGGGUUCUGAGCCUAGACUCUGACUCCACUAUCCUGCAAGCUAUGGAUGAGCUGUUUCUGCUCCCACCUUGCCCCGUCGCAAUGCCACGAGCCUACUGGCUUAAUCCAGACGACCGAGUUCUAAGUUCGCAAUUGGUUCUUGUCGAACCGUCCACGUUUGAAUUCACUCGGGUUAUGCAAGCAAUUGCCAAUGCAAGCUCUGACGACUAUGACAUGGAAAUUGUCAACGAUUUGUACAAAGACAGCGCUUUCGUCCUGCCACACCGUCGCUACGACCUUUUGACAGGGGAGUUCCGCGGCAAAGAACAUGCUGGCUACCUUGGAAACCCGUUGGAAGAAUGGGAUCCCUAUGCCAUUCUCAACGAGACCAAGUUUCUCCAUUUCUCUGACUGGCCUGUGCCCAAGCCAUGGAUCGAAGCUCCCAAACACAUUAUUGAUGAAAAGCAGCCCACCUGUGAUUUCAACCCUCUGACCCAACAGGAAGAUGACUGUCGCGCCUUGAACAUUUGGUUGGGCAUUUAUGACGACUUUAAGACACGACGAAAGAAUGUAUGUAAAACCAGUGCAGCGUAA